Alternaria rosae is the source of this 1091-nucleotide messenger RNA. RefSeq lists its product as uncharacterized. The record is from RefSeq and is a predicted model, not a curated record. The coding region runs from base 184 to 888 and encodes 234 amino acids. Lineage: Eukaryota; Fungi; Ascomycota; Dothideomycetes; Pleosporales; Pleosporaceae. The transcript has a single exon.
UCUAGCAACCUUUCGAGCUUGGACUGUUGGCUUUUGGCGAUGGUUAUAGCUUCCACGUCAACUGACGAAGUCAGAGUCACCCACAAGCUAUGGCGUCAACAGCGCAUACUCACACGACUGCAAUGAAUCAAUAAUGCAUCACGCUGGUAGAUUGAUCUCCAUGGACUUUACACGCCAUCAGAGAUGAAGCGCUCUAAUUUGCACACAUCGGGAGCAUCAAACUCGGAAACUCCAAGAAACCCAACGAGUACGGGAGCCACCGUCGUUCAGUACUCUGUCCUCUUGUAUCUCGCACUCAAACACAUUCUACACGACGAUCCGCGGCAUCUUCAAUACAGCGAGAAGGUCAAGCAAAGUCGAUACUUGGCAGCAAGCACCGAACGCAGUCAAACGCUUUCCGCCAAAUCAAGACAAGAGCGCGAAGCAGAAUCCCAGAACGGUACCAAAAGCAAAGAUACUGCUGCCGCAGGAUAUUGCCUUUCGAAAGAUACGCAAGCGACGACACCCGACGCGCCCUCCUGCCGACAUACACAAAGACGACGCAAUCACCAAGCUGAUCAGGCCUGCCUAAUAGAGACUAAGCCUAGAGACCCGAGACUACAUGUCUCCAAGACACAGAUGAGCAAGGCAUGGUCUCUGCUACGCGCAGUGUCUAGGUCAACAGAGAGCUCUGUCGGCCCGCGUUCAAGAAGGGACAAAGGGAAGCAGCGAGAAAAGAACGUACGAUGGGGCGUGGUGCAGACCCACCAAUUCGAGUCGGAUGACGAAGCACACGGUAGAGAGCGUUCCUCCCGAGAGAGUAUCGUGGAAGGGAUGUCAGGGAGAGAGACACGGGCCAGACACGAUCAUCGAGCGUCUGUCGUGGCAGAAGGAGAUCAUGGUCCGUAGGAACCUACAGAGGGAAGAAGCGGAUAGAUCCUUGGAUUGAGCAAAUCAUAUACCAACUACUUCUUGAAACCAAGUUUAAGUUCAUUUUUCUUGUCCGCACCACACUACAUCUUUUAGACAAGUGGCGGUCUGGGUAACAGCACCGUAGUACAUUAGUCAUAGUAAACAAUUCAAAUGCCAUAGCGAACGCGACUCGCCAGGUG